AUGCCGAGCCGUCGAUUUCACGGCAAGACACGAACAGGGUGCAUAGCGUGCAAAGCCAGGCAUGUGAAGUGUGGUGAAGAACGUCCAAUCUGCAACAAUUGCCGGCGUCGUAAUACUGCUUGUGAAUACCUAAGCGACAACGUCAAGCAGAAUGGGAAUCCCUCAGAGACGAGCUCUAGUGUCACGGACAAAGCGCCGGAGAUGGACCGCUUCGACAGCUUGGACCUGGUCUUGAUGCAUAGGUAUUCAACGGUGACAUCGCUGCAUCUGUUUCCAGCUCCAGAGUCGCCCAGGAUCUGGCAGACAGAAGUACCACUUGUCGCUGAGAACCAUGCUGUACUUCAACACGGCAUGCUGGCUCUUGCAGCAAUGGACCUUGCUUGUGUAGCGGCCGCCCAUGGUGAUUCUGCCAAAUUUCGCACUCGUGGACUUCACCAUCAGCAAAUAGCUCUGCCGAUAUUCCGGGAGAUGUUGACUGCCAACGACGAGGACGAGCAGGAGCAGAACGUUGUGUUUCUCUUUUCUGCCAUUCUGGUGAUUGUGGCUUUCUCAUCUGCUCUUUCGGCCAAGACGAGACCAAGUCUCGCUGAAAUUGUCGAUCUGUUCGUGCUAUUCCGGGGGCCAAGGGCCAUGUGGGAACGACAUCAUAAUGGUGCGAACAAGCAGCUGGUUGCGGCACUCUUUCCCAAGGAUGCGUCCGUAGAGUCCAGCCUUGGUCAACUGGCAUUGCGGUCAACGAGAAACGCCCCAGGUUUCCCUAAACAUCCCGAACUUGACGAAGCUUGCACGGAAGCCUUGUCUCAGCUCAGACAAGCAAAGAUAGUAAAGCAUUGGUACCCGCAGGACGUUCGCGCGAUGGCGUGGUUUCCAGCUUUGGUCUCCGAAGAGUUUAUGCAUCAAGUGCAUGAGCAUCGGCCGAUCGCGCUGACAGUACUCUACGAAUAUGUACACAUUCUGGCGCACUUCCAGGACAGGUGGUGGAUCAGUCUGUAG
Fulvia fulva is the source of this 993-nucleotide messenger RNA. RefSeq names its product Zn(2)-C6 fungal-type transcription factor afumD. Gene Ontology annotation, molecular function: DNA-binding transcription activator activity, RNA polymerase II-specific; zinc ion binding. NCBI's taxonomy places the organism in Eukaryota, Fungi, Ascomycota, Dothideomycetes, Mycosphaerellales, Mycosphaerellaceae. The transcript is spliced from 3 exons. Gene Ontology annotation, biological process: regulation of transcription by RNA polymerase II. The coding region runs from base 1 to 993 and encodes 330 amino acids. The record is from RefSeq and is a predicted model, not a curated record.